UUAGUGAAAUUUUAUUUUGGUGACCGGUAAAAGAAUUACAAAAAGAUUGAGUGGAGGCGUGCCAAAAUUGGCAGAUCAUUCAUCUAUUGGCUUUUCUGGAAUUCACCUUCUAAACCCACCACCUAUCAGUGUCGCCAUGGACGAAUAAUUCAUCUCUCAGUUUCUUUGGCGCUUCAAAGUUGAGAGAUAAACCCUUUGGUACUUACUGAACCCAAUAGUUGGAAAAAGACGCUGCCGUUUUCUUGGACGCAAUAAAGCUUUUUUAAAAAAUAGUCUUAAACCCCUUCUUACAUAAAACCCUUAACUUUCCAAUUUAGAAUAAUUUACCAUUCCACUGCAACCCAAUGAAUCGCCCCCAUUUCUUCUUCCCCUUUACUCUCUUCCUUGCGCAACACGACUUCUUUGAAUCUUUUUAUUGCCUUUGACACCUAAACAUUUCAACAAUUCUUUUUUUUUUUUUCCCAUUUAAAUUGUUCAUAAAAUUUGGUUCAAGGUUUAAUAUCUUUCAACAUUUCAGCUCCUAAUGGGAAGAUUCAAUUGGCUAAGGCUAUGUCGACGGCAUUGGGUUUCAACCAUGCCUGUGGAAUGGACGAUUGAUGGAGGCGAUGGGUUUAGGAAAUUUUCUACAAUAUUCCAAUCGUUAAAUCGUGAAAGAGCUUUGCACAGUUGCAGUUUUGGUACUGGGAAACCCCUUGAUCUCAUGACCCCAGGAAUGUCGUUGAAAGAGCGAUAUUUUCAUUCAACAGGGUCUCACUUCUCUGCUAAACAAGAUUACUACGAAAUUCUUGGGGUGCCUGAAAAUGCGACCCGAGAUGAGAUUAAAAAGGCAUAUCAUGCACUUGCCAAGAAGUACCAUCCUGAUGCUAAUAAAAAUAAUCCUUCUGCGAAGAGGAAGUUUCAAGAGAUAACAGAUGCCUAUGAGACUUUGCAAAAUCCUGAAAAGAGGAGAGAAUAUGAUACGAUGCGUGCCGGAAGUUCAGAAGACAUGGGAUAUGGUGCAAAUGGUGCUGAAGGGUUUGGAUUCUAUGGUGCAAGUGGUGCAAAGGGGUUUAGAUAUACUUAUCAAACAAACUUCUCUGAUUCAUUCUCUAAGAUUUUUUCUGAGAUAUUUCAAGAUGAGAUGGAUCAAUUUGCACCAGAUAUCCAGACAGAGAUCUUGCUCUCUUUUUCUGAAGCUGCUAAAGGAUGCACGAAGGAUCUACAGUUUGAUGCAUUUGUGACUUGUGAUUCUUGCGAUGGGCGUGGCUAUCCGCCUAAUGCCAAAGUGAAAAUUUGUUCAAUUUGCAGAGGCUCAGGGACAAUUACAAUUCCUCCAUUUACAUCAACAUGCCAUGCUUGUAAAGGAUCGGGCCGAAUAAUUAAGGAAUACUGCAUGUCAUGCCAAGGUUCAGGGGUUGUCGAAGGUGUUAAAGAAAUUAAAGUUACAAUACCUGCAGGUGUGGAUUCUGGAGAUACAAUACGUGUACCAGAAGCUGGUAAUAUUAGGCGACAAGGAAGUCAACUUGGUAACUUGUUCAUUAAGAUAAAGGUUGCAGCUGAUCCUGUCUUUACUAGAGAUGGUGCAGAUGUUUAUGUUGACUACAAUAUUAGCUUUACACAAGCAAUUCUUGGUGGUGCAGUGGAGGUGCCUACACUAUCAGGAAAGAUUCAAGUGAAAAUCCCAAAAGGAUGUCAACAUGGACAACUUCUUGCUCUAAGAGGCAAAGGACUGCCGAAGCAUGGUUUUCUAGCAUAUCAUGGAGAUCAAUAUGUCCGUUUCCGUGUUAAUUUGCCCAUUGAGAUAAAUAACCGGCAACGUGCGAUUUUAGAGGAACUUGCAAAGGAGGAAAUUAAUAAUGAAAAUGAAAGCACCGAUGAAGGCAACUGGCUUUACCAGCAGCUAUCUACUGGUUGAACUUACAGGUGGGAGAGAAUUGUUGAACAUGUAACAGCUCCAAAGUUCAUGAUUGAGAUUUCUCUACUCUUGCUAAUCCUGCUCUUCCUCAAAAAGACAUUGGCCUAAACUCACUCCAAUCACAAAAUAUGCCGCAACGGGGACGAUAUAGGAAAUGCCCCGCCACCCCAUUUUUCUUUUUUUCCAGUGGCCAGAGAUGGGGAUUGCUUGUUAUGGUUUUAGAGGGUUAAAUUCUCUAAUUACCAAUAGUUUGCUUGAUUCAUCUGGUUACUGAUUACAAGGGCAUCAAAGAGUGCAUCCAUUCCCUCCCCCGCCAACAGACUUUUGGUCUUAUUAGAGUGCUCUAGCUGUCUGGAUAUGGUUGUUGUUGUAAACCAACUAUACAAUAAAUGAAAAGGAAAUAUGCUUAUUUAUUAUAUAAUAAUAUACAGCAGCAUCUUAAAUUGACUGUUGAAUAUAUUCUUGGAGAGAGGACAAACACUUUGUUUCUAAACAAAAGAACAAGAGAUAUUUGAGUUUAAAUUAUUUUUAUUUUUGUUUUUGUUUA
Molecule: messenger RNA, 2441 nt
Organism: Gossypium arboreum
Lineage: Eukaryota; Viridiplantae; Streptophyta; Magnoliopsida; Malvales; Malvaceae
Product: chaperone protein dnaJ 1, mitochondrial
Exons: 19
Coding region: 524-1894 (456 amino acids)
Biological process (GO): response to heat; protein refolding
Cellular component (GO): cytoplasm
Molecular function (GO): ATP binding; heat shock protein binding
Source: RefSeq, a predicted model, not a curated record